This is a messenger RNA of Nannizzia gypsea CBS 118893, 1191 nucleotides long. RefSeq lists its product as hypothetical. The transcript has a single exon. The record is from RefSeq and is a predicted model, not a curated record. NCBI's taxonomy places the organism in Eukaryota, Fungi, Ascomycota, Eurotiomycetes, Onygenales, Arthrodermataceae. The coding region runs from base 1 to 1191 and encodes 396 amino acids.
AUGGAACCAGAACACCUACCUAGCUGCCUCGAGCUAGAGACGAAGAUCCACGAAUGCCUCGAGCAGCGACGACGCGUCUACCACCAUAAGCUAGCCAUCACAGUCAGAUGGGAGGAUGACAAAACAAAUGCGAUAGAGGAUUUCUCUCAUUUCAAAGAGUUUGCUACAACACUGGGUAUCAAAGAUGUGCAUGAGUGCCGGAUUUCGGGGACGGACAUCGUCCCAAGCAUAUAUGUUGAGGAGGCGCUGGCAAGCUAUAUGAAGAGUGGAUUUGAAGCUCAACAAAACGGAUCGUACCUUGUUAUCAUUCACUAUGCUGGCUGUGGAGACACUGAUCCAGAACGUGGUCAAUUUUUCUGCCCUACCGAAGGCUCUCGGCGCCGGUUCUACCUUCGAUCCCUCCUACACCAUGUCUCUACCUUCGCCGAAAUCGAUGGGCCGGCUGUUGACCUUGUUUUGAUCAUUGAUUCAAGUUAUUUUGCAACUACUCUUCCAGCUAUCCAGCCAAAGUCGAGCCAAACAAUAGAACUCCUUGCCGCCGUUGCUAGUGACGAGAAUGGAUUUCCUAAAAGAUCAGCUGCUACCACCAACACAUUCACUUCAAGGAUAGCUAAAGUCCUAGCUCAAUGGAAAGAAAAUUGUCUAAGAGAUAUGAAUUUCGCUACCCUACUCGCUGUGGCACAAGAAGAUGAGGCCAUACUCCGCCCCGUGCAUAAGUUCCUUGCUGGGCGUUUACCUGUCAAGACUGGCAUUCCCCCAUACGAGAAUAAUCUACCAAUAUGUUAUCGUGAGCCCCGGCCGGAACCGGUUCCCGGACAGAGGGAUGUCCUUAUGGCUUGCAGCGUGGUUGAUGGCACAGGCUUAGUUAAUGUAAGAAGGCUGAGUCAAUGGGUAGAGAGCCUCGAUCCGUGUAUUGGCGUGCACGUUGACAGGGUAUAUAAGUGCGUUGGCAACAUUGACUCGAUUGGCAUGCUCUUACGAGUGCCAUUCCACGUCUUCUGCACGUUAGAGCCUCUGCCUAAAGUCAAAAUGAUUACUCGAAAACUUCUUCGGUAUCAAGGCUACAUGCCAAUCCGCUCUCCACUUUCAGAUGCGGUGGAAGUUGGUCCUGAAGCUCCUACGUCAGGUUCAACAACACCGAUCAACACUCCGGAUGAAACUAGCUGUUAUGAUGAUAGUUGUGGCAGUUAA